UAUUAUUUUCAGCUUUGUAAUUAUGAUGGCCCUGCCAUAAUCAGAUGCUCACUAUACACAACACACCCAGCUAAGUCGCAGCGAUCGCCACAUACUCACCGUUUGGUUGUCAGAGCAGACAGCGAGGACAAGGAUGAUCCACAUGAGUUGCCUGUGUCACUAGAAAUUGGCUAUACAGCAGUAUUUCAAGGGAUGGGCAUUAUUCAUACAGCAAAAAAACACAUUGCAGACGAGCUGGUAAAGAAGAAGAGAUUGCGUCAGUUGGAAAUGCAGCGAUCUCGUAAUAUGAAUGUUACGAGUCUUUCAACCCGGGAGGAAAUCAACAUCCGUGCUGAAGCAGAUGCAGAAGCCAAGAAGAUGAACCUGAACAGUGUGUCCCUUUGUUUUGAGGCUUUUGUCAGGGAGAAUGGAGUCUUGCAAUCCAUCUGUUUACCAGUGUUCUCAGAGCCUAUCAAUAACAUGAAAAGUGCUCUUACUGGGGAACUUAAAAUCUGCCGCAUCGACAAGCAUGUUAGCAGCUGUUUGGGGAAUGAAGAAGUGUUUAUCUUGGUUGAGAAAGUGGGGAAAAAAAACAUCAAGAUAAAAUUUUUUGAGUUGGAUGAUGAGGACAAUGAGAUUUGGUGUGACUAUGGGAAGUUCUCCGAAUUGGAUGUUCACCACCAGUAUGCCAUAGUGUUCCGCACACCACCAUACCGUGACACAGAAAUUGACAAGACUGUGGAUGUCUACUUGCAGCUGUACCGCCCCACUGAUGGAGACUGCAGUGAACCAAUUAAAUUUGCUUACAAACCAUCAGAAAAGACAGGUCGGGCAGCCAGGAAGCGACAGAGGACUUCACUAACAGACGACAUUCCAGUGGCAGUGGUUCGUGGCCACGUGUACAGCAACCCAAUGCUUGGGCAGGCUGCAACAGUUUCUCCUUCUCCUCCUCCUCUAGCAAAUCAAGAUUGUGAUGGUUUACUUGAUCUGGGAAAUUUUAAGACCCCGCCUGACUUGUUUGAGGCUGUGUUAAAUGAAGAUGCUGCCAAUGGCAUGAACUCAAAUGAAUUCAAGGAAUUCAUAAGGAACUUGUCCUAUUCAAGUCUGGGAUCAUCAUAUGCAGAAACGUUUGAGAACACUGAAUUUUUUCAAAAGGAAGGAGCUUUUCCAAAUGUCACAACAAUGGACAUUAGCACAGAUGGAACCAGCAGGUCGAAGGUUAAGAAACGAGUCCCAUUAUCAAGCAGAGAACCAGGUGUUGACACAACUGUUGCUGCGAAAUUUAGUCGUGUAUCAAUAGAAGAGGAUAAGAAGGAGCAGCUCAGGGGCAACAUGACGAUGGAUGGUGAACACUUGGCUAAGUGGGCUGUGGCUAACUUAAAUGAGAUGCUGCUAGAAAAGCCACCACCACAGAUUUUGGCUUCGAAAGUUCGUGAAAUCUUUUCCAAAAAGAGAGAAGAUGGAGACGGGCCUCUACACUGCGCUAUUAUCUAUGACAUGAAAGAUCUCAUAAAACAGAUGGUCACUGUAUUGGGCAAGGGACAGCACAGACCAAUAAUCAAUUAUCCCAACUUAAAGGAUGAGACACCCCUUCAUCUGGCAGUGAUCCAAAACCAGCCAAAAACAGUGAAGACAUUGCUUACUAUAGGAGCAAAUCCAAAUAAUGUUAAUAGGCAGGGAGAUUCGCCCUUGCACUUGGCUGUUUCAGUUUCUCAUAAUGACUGCAUAUCAGAACUACUCAAUAGUUCUAACUACGUGCGUUGCCAUUUACUUUUAUCAGGCUGUACACCUCUGCACAUAGCUGCCCGAGAGAAGAAUCUAGUUGCAGUCAUGAAGCUUGUGGAUGCUGGAGCAGAUGUGAAUAAGAAGGAUAAAUCGCUGGGCCGCACAGUGCUUCAUGUUGCUGUAGAAGAGGGCAGUGUUGAAAUCACUGAGUAUCUCCUUCAGCAGACCAAAAUAGAUGUGAAUGCUGCAAACUAUGCUGGAAAUACUGCUCUGCAUGGGGCUGUUGUGUAUGAGGGAAAUGAAUCUUCUAAACUCUGCACACUCCUGCUUAAAUACAAGGCAGACCCUCGGUUGGAGAAUUAUAUGGUGGAACAUGAUGGAGAAGUGGAACUAUAUUCUGAAAUGAUAAUAAAAGAAGAGCCGGAGAGUGAUGAUGAUUGUGAGCUAAAAAUUGCAGAUGAUGAUACUGAGGAUGAAGAAAUUCAUAGUAAGGCACAUGGUCAAACAUCACUUGAUUUGGCCUCAAACAAGAAAGAUAUACUGGAAUUGCUGCAGACCAUGAAGCAGGAGAAUUUUGAGGACAUAGUUGAAGUGAAGGAAGAGCCCUUAGAGAGCCCCAUAUUAGAGGGAGUGCACGAAGAAGUUAAAAAUGGCCUGUUUGAUCCAGACACAUUGACACUGUUAUGUGAUCUUCUGGACAAAUCCCAAGGGUGGUUGAAUCUGGCUGAGCUGCUGGACUAUGGCUUUCUGAUUGCAAGCAUCAAAGAUUCUGCUAGUCCCAGCAAGAUGCUGUUUAAUUAUGCAGAUGUACGUGGCAAUGUAAGCAUCCAAGACAUACGCAGCUUCCUGGAGGCUCUUGAUGAACAUGAAGCUGUUGAGACAUUGGACCUGAUGCUGGCAAGGCAGGUUGCGUCUUCAGACCAGGGUUCAUAACAUUUUUUUAUGCUUUGUGAUUCAUUUUGAAACCAUGCUUGCAGUUGAAGAUGUUCACACUAAAGCGGCCCAUCCACGUACGAGUCUGGCUCAGUGAGCUUGACUCGUGAGCCAGGCUCGGACAUAUUUUGCCACACAUGCAUGGCAGACUCGGCUCGUGACACCCCACCCACAAACGAGUCUGGCUCAAUGGAACCCAAGCCGAGCCGGACUCGCAAACCAGACUCGUAUGUGGAUGGGAUGCUUAAGGGACCAGCAAGGAACACUUUAUUAUUUUAUGCAGAACCAGUAGGUUAAUAAGGAGUAACACUACACAUUGACUACAGAAGUUUCGUUUAAGUGAUGGCGGUUUUAAAAGUUGAUUGAUCAUCGUGUGUGUGUGUGUAUGUAUAUGCUUCCAUUAUGAAUAAAUUAUACCUGGUCCAGUAUUUUUGUUCGUGAAGGUAGAUGCUUAAACAGUGCCAUGAACUGUUGGUGUCUCGGUGAUCAUUGAUGAAUUGAAACUGGUGAUCAAUUGUUGUCCACUAAAUAUAAAGUCUUAAGAUGUUUUUAAGCCUGGAAAUCAUCAACAAUUUAUAGUGUUGGGGGAACUCUGAAGAUUUUUUGUAAAUGUUAAUCAUUUGGUUUUAUUUUCUAAGAUCAUGCUUUUGGCAUUUCAUAGUGUCUGUCUUAACUUUUGAAGAGAUACAGAUGUUUAUUUCCAAUCAUGUAUAAAGUGUCUUAAGUAAAGAACAGAUACAAUUUUUAUUUUAUAUUAUGUGUUGAGUUUUAUUUCCUGAAAACAUGACAGCUGGGUCUAAGAAGCCUUUCUAUUUCUUGGAAUUCUGAGUUGGCUAUGAACAUAUCUUUGUGGUUUAUGUAAAUGCCCUCUUCUAUUCUCUGCUGUCUUGACUGUGAUGGCCACUUGAAGGGAACAAGCUUAUCCAGGUGUCGCAGUGUGCUUGUUAUAGCCUUCUGCUGUUAUUUAUGGUGAUUUGGCCGGUACGAAAGACAGAGUGUAGACAGAAGAUAAGAAUAAUGGAGGAAAGUGAAAAGACAGUUGCUGAUAUUAGCAAGAGGAGAGAUGAUGGCAAAGUGUUUUCAGAUCUUACAGAAAACUAUCUUUAAUUACCAUGAGAUACCGAUACAAAAAUACAGUAUAUUUUUGUUAUUCUACCAGACUUUUGAAUGUAAUUAAAAUAUUUCUAUUUCAAAUGUAUUCACUACACCUUUCAUAUGUGGUCCACACUUAACACUUGUAUAUUUGGUGUCACUGUAUAAGAACAAAGAAGAAGAGUGUGUAUAAAACAGUACUAUAUGAAAAAAUAAAAUGUAACAUGAUUUGUGUUCCCUCUGCUCCGUA
This is a messenger RNA of Zootermopsis nevadensis, 3979 nucleotides long. NCBI's taxonomy places the organism in Eukaryota, Metazoa, Arthropoda, Insecta, Blattodea, Termopsidae. The record is from RefSeq and is a predicted model, not a curated record.